Molecule: messenger RNA, 804 nt
Organism: Lactuca virosa
Lineage: Eukaryota; Viridiplantae; Streptophyta; Magnoliopsida; Asterales; Asteraceae
Source: the annotation of a GenBank genome assembly
AUGCCUCCCAGAAAGAGACCCAACAGGAAGAACAACGACCCUGCACCGCCACAUCCUCAGUUUGAUCCUGCCAUGUUCCAGGCAGCAGCUACCGCCGCCGUGACUGCAGCAAUGGCGCAAAUCAAUCAGGGAAACUCUGGUGGAUCCGGAGGUGCUAGUAGGGUGAAGUUCGCCGCCUGUACCUUCACCGACAGAGCACUGACCUGGUGGAAUGGUCGAGUCAAGUCCCUAACCCUGCCAGUGGCGAAUGAUAUAGGUUGGGAAAGUUUAAAGGAACUUAUGCUCGCAGAGUACUGCCCAAGGGGCGAGAUGCAGAAAUUGGAACACGAGCUCUGGAACCUGAAGAUGAAGGGUUCCGACAUUGCCACUUACACAGCUAGAUUCUGCGAUCUGGCUCUUCUCUGUCCGGGGAUGGUCACCCCGGAAAGCAAAAAGAUUGAAAGGUACAUUUGGGGAUUGACGCCCCCAACUCAAGGGAACAUGUUGGCUGCUAAGCCUACCACAUUUGAUAGCGCCAAGUGUCUGGCGCAGACCCUGAUAGAUCACGGGGUUGAUUUGGAUAAGGUAACAGCUGCUCCUGAACCACUGAAGGAGAGUGGUGGGAAAAAGAAGUUUUGGAACAAACGCAAGGGGGAGUCUUCUCAGGAGCCCUCCAAGAAACAACAAACAGUAGCAGUCCACACUGCUACUACCCCUGCUGCAGUUCCCACAACUCCGACAACCCCCAGCCGCUAUGCUGGAAACCUACCCCUGUGCAACAAGUGCAACUAUCAUCAUCAUGGACAAUGUCGGGAGAUGUUGUGA